UAUUAUGCAAGAAUUAGAGGUGGGCGUUUAACUUAGUCGUUAUCAUGCCUGUUGUCUGCUUUUCCCUUUUGGAGUUCCUGGUUCUCUGCCUCUUGCUGCUGAGUCCAGUGUCCAGGUCCUGCUGGCCCUGGGAGGCACCUGUGACUGCGUUAGUUGCUAGGUUAUCAUCACCCACAUGGGACACCUGCAUUGAAAUCCUGGUUCCCGGUUUUGGCUUCGCUGUUCGGGGCAUUUGAGGAGUGAACCAGCAAGCAAAUUUACAGAGAGAAGAGGCAGAAAGAUCUUCUGUCCACUAGUUUGCUGCUUAAAUAGCUAUAAUGACCAUGGUUCUGCCAGUUUGAAGCCAGGAGCCUGGGACUUCCUCUGUGUCUCCCAGAUACCAAGUUUCGCUAGUAGAAACAUAGAAAUAAUUAACCUGAAGUCUCAAUGUAUGAACAGUAACAAUGAUGACAGAUAAAUACAGAUGCUUGGAAUUCAAAUACUAGUCGAAACACUUUUAAAAAGUAUUACCAGGCUUUUGAGAAGCACAUAUACAGGAUCCUGCCUGUCUUAUUACUGGUAGAACUCAGCUAAAGGUUUUUGAAAGGUUCUAGUAUUCUCCAUGGCUGAAGCUGAGAGCCUGAAACCCUGAUGCUUAAGCUCUAUUCUAGAUCGUAGCUUCAACUCCUUCAGGAUAUAAGGAAAGAGAUAAUAUUUCCACAAUGAUAGAUCUUUGGUAAUACAGGUUUCCCAAUGAGUGGAUCAUGAUGACCGUAAUAUAGGGACUUGCCAUAGUAUGGCUGCUUCCCGAUCUACUCGUGUUACAAGAUCAACAGUGGGGUUAAACGGCUUGGAUGAAUCUUUUUGUGGUAGAACCUUAAGGAAUCGUAGCAUCGCUCACCCUGAAGAAAUCUCUUCUCAUUCUCAAGUACGGUCAAGAUCACCAAAGAAGAGACCAGAACCUGUACAAAUUCAGAAAGGCAACAACAAUGGAAGAAGUGCUGAUUUAAAACAGCAAAGUACUCGGGAAUCAUGGGUAAGCCCUAGGAAAAGAGGACUGUCUUCUUCCGAAAAGGAUAACUUAGAAAGGCAGGCUGUAGAAAAUUGUGAGAGAAAACAAACAGAACCGGUGUCACCAGUUUUUAAAAGAAUUAAACGUUGUCUUAGAUCUGAAGCACCAAACAGUUCAGAGGAAGAUUCACCUAUAAAAUCAGACAAGGAGUUGGUAGAACAGAGGAGUACAGUAGUGGACAAUGAUGCAGAUUUUCAAGGAACUAAACGAGCUUGUCGAUGUCUUAUACUGGAUGAUUGUGAGAAAAGGGAAAUUAAAAAGGUGAAUGUAAGUGAACAGGGGCCACUUAAUUCUGCAAUAGUUGAAGAAAUCACAGGCUAUUUGACUGUCAAUGGUGUCGAUGACAGUGAUUCAGCUCUUAUAAACUGUGAUGACUGUCAGCCUGAUGGGAACACUAAGCAAAAUAGUACCGGUUCCUGUGUGUUGCAGGAAAAAUCAGUAAUUGAAAAUGGGGAUUCAAAUACCAAAACUUCAAUAUUCCUUGAUAGUAGGAAGGAGGACAGUUAUAUAGACCAUAACGUGCUUUGCACAAAUUCAGAAGUGCAGGUCAAGUUGGAGGACCACAAAAUAGUAACUGCUUGCCUGCCUGUGGAACAUGUUAAUCAGCUGACUACUGAGCCAGCUACAGGCCCGGUUUCUGAAAUUCAGUCAUCCGUAAGGGAUUCUGAGGAAGAAGUGGAUGUGGUGGGAGAUAGCAAUGCCUCAAAAGAGCAGUGUAAUGAAAACACCGGUAACGUCCUGAACACAGCUCUUGAAAGUAUGCCGCUGUCUGGAGAACCGGAGCCAUCCUCUGUUCUAGACUGUGUUUCAGCUCAAAUGACGUCUUUAUCAGAACCUCAAGAACAUCGUUAUACCCUGCGAACUUCACCACGAAAGGCAAUACCCAGAGCUAGUCCCACUAAAACCAGUUCUCCUUGCAGAGAAAAUGGACAAUUUGAGGAGAAUAAUCUUAGCCCAACUGAAACAAAUCCAACUGUUAGUGAUAAUGUAAGAGAGUCUCCCACAAAUCCUGAUGAAAUUUCUGAAAACGAAAAGGAUAAAUGUGACUCUCAUAACUGUGGAAGUGAUGGUCUAAGUAAACCACCCUCAGAGGCAAGACUGAAUAUUGGACAUUUGCCGUCUGCCAAAGAGAGUGCCAAUCAGCACAUUACAGAAGAGGAAGAUGAUGAUCCUGAUGUAUAUUACUUUGAAUCAGAUCAUGUGGCACUGAAACACAACAAAGACUAUCAGAGACUGCUACAGACGAUUGCUGUACUUGAGGCUCAGCGUUCACAAGCAGUCCAAGACCUUGAAAGUUUAGGCAAACACCAGAGAGAAGCACUAAAAAAUCCCAUUGGAUUUGUGGAAAAACUUCAGAAGAAGGCUGAUAUAGGGCUUCCAUAUCCACAGAGAGUUGUUCAGUUGCCUGAGAUUGUAUGGGACCAGUAUACAAAUAGCCUUGGGAAUUUUGAAAGAGAAUUUAAAAAUCGUAAAAGGCACACUAGGAGAGUUAAACUAGUUUUUGAUAAAGUAGGUUUACCUGCUAGACCAAGAAGUCCUUUAGAUCCCAAGAAGGAUGGAGAAUCUCUUUCAUACUCUAUGUUGCCUCUGAGUGAUGGUCCAGAAGGCUCAAGCAGUCGUCCUCAGAUGAUAAGAGGCCGCUUGUGUGAUGAUACCAAACCAGAAACAUUUAACCAAUUGUGGACUGUUGAAGAACAGAAAAAACUUGAACAGCUUCUGCUGAAAUACCCUCCUGAAGAAGUAGAAUCUCGACGCUGGCAGAAGAUAGCAGAUGAACUGGGCAACAGGACAGCAAAGCAGGUUGCAAGCCGAGUUCAGAAGUAUUUCAUAAAGCUAACGAAAGCUGGCAUUCCAGUCCCAGGCAGAACACCUAAUUUAUAUAUAUACUCCAAAAAGUCUUCAACAAGCAGAAGACAGCACCCCCUUAAUAAGCAUCUGUUCAAACCUUCCACGUUUAUGACUUCACAUGAACCGCCAGUGUAUAUGGAUGAAGAUGAUGACAGAUCCUGUUUCCAUAGCCACAUGAACACUGCUAUUGAAGAGGAAUCCGAUGAAGAAAGUAUUCCUCUCAUGUAUAGGAAUUUACCUGAAUAUAAAGAACUAUUACAGUUUAAAAAAUUAAAGAAGCAAAAACUUCAGCAAAUGCAGGCUGAAAGUGGAUUUGUGCAGCAUGUUGGCUUCAAGUGUGAUAACUGUGGCAUAGAGCCCAUCCAGGGUGUUCGGUGGCACUGCCAGGAUUGUCCUCCAGAAAUGUCUUUGGAUUUCUGUGAUUCUUGUUCUGACUGCCUACACGAAACAGAUAUCCACAAGGAAGAUCACCAGUUAGAACCUAUUUAUAGGUCAGAGACAUUCUUAGACAGAGACUACUGUGUGUCCCAAGGCACCAGUUAUAAUUACCUUGACCCAAACUACUUUCCCGCCAACAGAUGACAUGGAAGAGAACAUCAUUUACUAGUCCUCCUCAAUACAUAGCAAUGGUAUCAUUGUUAAGUAUGUGCGCAGUUUGGAAAGAUUCUCUGCUUUCCCUGAAAUGACACUCACAGCAUGAGAGCUUCCUGAGUGUUCUCGUCAAGUCAAGCUCUGCACAGUUGUGGCUUUAGAUCACUGUCAGCAGCUGAACAUUCCUGGUGAGCAAAGGGUUUCCUGGUGAGUUUUCACCACCACUUUAAAAGCCUCUUAGGUGAGAUGGAAAGGGGAGCACACAGGAAAGUGAGAGUAAAUUCCAAAGGUUUCAGAGAACUUGGUCAUAAAUAUAAGGAGAAGACAAAGUAUUUAUAUUCAAAACAGUUUAGUAGCUUUCAGUUUUGUGAAAAUAGUUUUCAGCACAGAAACUGACUUCUUUAGACAAAGUUUUAACCAAUGAUGGUGUUUGCUUCUAGGAUAUCCACUUUAAAAGAACUCACUGUCCCAGUGAUGGUCAUUGUUGGCCUUUAGUAAAUUGGAGCUGCUUAACCAUAUUGAUAUAUCUAAUUUCUUUUAACCACAAUGAACUGUCCUUAUUACCAACAGCGAAGCACUACAGGAGGCAACUGUGGCACUGCUUCCUUAACCAGCUCAUGGUGUGUGAAUGUUAUAAAAUUGUCACUCAGAUAUAUUUUUUAAAUGUAAUGUUACAUAAAAUGAUCAUGUGAUGUGUACAAACUACGGUGAAAAGUGCCAGUGGUAGUAACUGUGUAAAGUCUAAUUCACAACAUUAGUUCCUUUAAAAUACACAGCCUUCUGCCUCUGUAUUUGGAGUUGUCAGUACAGCUCAUUCAAAGAAAACUGCCUAAUAUAAAAUCAUAUAUAUGGUAAUAAUUUCCCUCUUUUGUAGUCUGCACAAGAUCCCAUAAAAGAUUGUAUUUUUAUUACUAUUUAAACAAGUGAUUAAAUUUAGUCUGCACAGUGAGCAAGAGUUCACAUGCAUUCUUUUAUACUGCUGGAUUUUGUUGUGUAUCAUUUAAAACGUUUUGUAUGUUCUUAUCUGUACACAGUAUGUUCUUGAAUAAUGUUCAUUUGUCAGGAGAACUGUGAGAAAUAAACUAUGUGGAUACUGUCUGUUUAUAUUAUAGAA
This is a messenger RNA of Ochotona princeps (American pika), 4604 nucleotides long. RefSeq names its product zinc finger ZZ-type containing 3 (gene ZZZ3). Bases 776 to 3481 code for a protein of 901 amino acids. Lineage: Eukaryota; Metazoa; Chordata; Mammalia; Lagomorpha; Ochotonidae. The record is from RefSeq and is a predicted model, not a curated record. The transcript is spliced from 16 exons. Gene Ontology annotation, molecular function: zinc ion binding.